This is a messenger RNA of Gekko japonicus, 843 nucleotides long. RefSeq names its product RAB42, member RAS oncogene family (gene RAB42). Bases 152 to 766 code for a protein of 204 amino acids. The record is from RefSeq and is a predicted model, not a curated record. The transcript is spliced from 2 exons. Lineage: Eukaryota; Metazoa; Chordata; Lepidosauria; Squamata; Gekkonidae. Gene Ontology annotation, molecular function: GTP binding; GTPase activity.
CUCAACAAGCCCCAACCAGUAAGAGUCUACCUUGGCCAUAGCUCGCUUUCUAUAUUUGCUGGGGCUGAGCAGCCUUUCUUUUCAGGAGUGGGGGUGGCUUGCAUUUGAUCUCACUGUGAGCUGCUCUGUGCCUUCCUUUCCCAGCUCCCAAAUGGCAGCGGAUUCUGCCUGGCAUUACCAAUUCCGGAUUAUUAUGUUGGGUGAUUCCACUGUGGGCAAGUCCUCUCUCCUGAAGUGCUACACUGAAGGAGUCUUCCUGGAGUCAACAAGCCAAACUGUAGGGGUGGAUUUUUAUGUUCACUUUUUGGAGAUCAAACCUGGCCUGCGCAUCAAGCUACAGUUAUCUGUGACUCGUUCGUAUUACCGCAACUCAGCAGGUGGAAUGCUGAUGUUUGAUCUGACCAACCGAGUAUCUUUCGAGAGCAUCAAGAAGUGGCACCAGGAAGUGAUGGAGACUGUCAAGCCUUAUCACGUGGCCUUUGUGCUGGUUGGCCACAAGAGUGACUUGGAGGCCGAACGCAAGGUUGGGCAGAAAGAGGCUGAGAAACUGGCAUCUUCGCUAGGAGCAAAGUACAUAGAAACGUCAGCUAAGACCAGCCAGAAUGUGAAGGAGGCUUUUCAGACAUUAACCUCAGUAAUCUAUGAAGCACUGGAAAGUGGGAAAAUGAGGCCAAACGAGCAGUGGGAUGGAGUGAAAUGCAAGUUACCACCUGAGGCACAGCCUAAGGUACAGGAAGAGAGGAGAAAGAAGAAAUGCUCGUGCUAGCAACAUAAAAGUACCUCUGGGAGACAUGCAGGAGUUACCCAAGACCAUCUUAGAGUGCCACCCAUCUAUAUAUCUAA